CCGCGAUUCAACUCAGUCGAACCGAUCCUCACCGCUUAAACAUGUCACCUGGUUUGCGAAUGGCACUAGAAGAAUUCACGGGGAUAUUGUGUGGCCCGUGGUCUUUGAGUGCCAUCCUCAAAGCCUUUGGUACCUCCAGCUCGAUUGCCGGUACCGCAAAAACGACCCGAUUAAAUGUAAUUUCGACGUGGCUGACGUCAGUUGUUGUUUGGUUCUAGGAAGUAAAGUGGUGAGUGUACAAACUUACAGUGAGAGUCAGGCCAGGCUGUUGCUGGCUUUGGCUAUGAUGAUGACUUCGUGAUCUAAUGUUAGAACAAAGAACCAUGUCUUGAUUGAAUUCCCACAAUGGCGUCGAAAAUAACUCUUCCAUCAUCAACCGGAGGAAUUUUAUCGGCGAUCGAGAAACAGAAAUAUCGAAACUCCGUUAAAUCAAAACUCUCCGGCAAUUUCAUCUCGUUCCGUCCGCUUCCCGAGGCGAGAUUGUGUAAUACUUAACAAUCGCGGUUGGCGAGCGGAAUAGGGAUUUCGUUUCUAAUGUAAACUUAAUGGGUUGAAAUGACGAAACAAAAAAACAGGCGCCGCCCUGACGAUAGUCCCUCGAAUGCCGGUCGAAUUUCCCCGAGUCGGGCGAUUUUAUGGUACCAUCGACAACGCCGGAUAAUUAGCAUGUCAUGCGGGACCGAACGGGGGCGCUGGAGCGCGACGUCGACAGGUGCGGCGCGGGGCGAAGGGACGACGCCGCUUCACGCACUGACAACUGCGGAUGUUUCCCGGACGCCGGGGCACACAAGCGGAACCGCGGAGCAUCUUUUACACGGCGGUCGCGACCAGCGGACUUCCAAUUAGACCGAAGAUAUAUCCGCUUUUUUUUCAAUACUUGCCGUUUUUUCACGCUCUCCCUAUGUAUGAUGGUCGGCGGACCUGUCGCUCACCUCGAAUUCUGCCUCCUUUUCUAGCAUGGGAGAGAGCUAUUUUGCCUCCUUUUCUAGCACACCCC
This is a messenger RNA of Phyllotreta striolata, 997 nucleotides long. NCBI's taxonomy places the organism in Eukaryota, Metazoa, Arthropoda, Insecta, Coleoptera, Chrysomelidae. The record is from the annotation of a GenBank genome assembly.